AUGUCGGCUAGCCUACAGUAGGGAAGUGAAUUGCACUUCCUCCUUUUACACACCACUGUUCAGCACAGCGUUUGGGUUAUAGGAGUAGCCCACAAAGUGAAAAUGGAAAGAGCGAAAACUGAACGGGGCUGUGUCCUGUAAUUGCCUAUUAGCUUUGUAAGAGGAAAAAACAUUGCUGGGAAUGACAAUCGAUUCUUAUUAGAACGCUCCAACAACACCUAUUCAGCGUCGAGCAGCAGAGUCAACGUAACAUUUUCAGAAAUACAAUGGCAGCGACCUAGAUCAACUUUUGGACUUGAUUUCUAAAAGGAUCAAAGAGGGGGCCUUGCAACUUUUUGAAACUUGUUGGAUACGGUGGAGCAAGGACGCAAACAUGAAGAAACAGUUUAAUCGCAUGAAACAGCUCGCCAACCAAACAGUUGGAAGAGCUGAGAAGACUGAGGUGCUGAGUGAUGACCUUCUACAGAUUGAGAGGCGCUUGGAGCUGGUCCGUCUGGUGUCCCACAACGCACACAAGAGACUGGUCACCUGUCUACAGGGUCACAUCGGAACGGAGGCAGAAAAGAGACACAAAAAGCUCCCUCUGACAGCCCUGUCCCAGGCCAUGCAGGAUGGAGGAAGCCAGCUGGGGGAGGAGUCACUGAUUGGUAAGAUGAUGGAUGUGUGUGGGGAGGCAGAGAGCAGACUAGCAUCUGAGCUGAUGCAACACGAGGUCCAGCUAGAGAGAGACAUCCUGGAACCUCUCAACCAGCUAGCAGAGGUGGACAUUCCCAACAUCCUGAGACAGAGGAAACAGCUGGCUAAACUAGUCCUAGACUAUGACUCAGCCAGAGCCAGGUGGUUGCAGGCAAGCAAGUCUAUUCACUUUUCCACAAACUACCAGGCCACUGUCGCCAAGGUUGAGACUCUCAAAGACGAGAUGGACGAGGCCCUGAACAAAGUGGAGAUGUGUAAGGACCAGCUGUCUGCGGACAUGUAUAACUUCUCCUCCAAGGAGGGAGACUACGCCCGCUACUAUGUUAUUUUGGUAGAGGCCCAGGCUGACUACCACAGGAGGUCUCUGGCUGCUCUGGAAGGAGUCCUGCCGACCAUACAGGCACAGAACGACUCAUGGAUGGAGAAGCCUGCGUACGGCACGGCUCUGGAAGAGCACCUGAAGAGGAGUAACCGUGAGAUCGCCCUGCCCUUAGAGGCCUGUAUCAUGAUGCUGCUGGAGACUGGCAUGAAGGAGGAGGGUCUGUUCCGAAUCGCUGCUGGGGCCUCCAAACUAAAGAAACUGAAGGCAGCACUGGACUGUUCCACCUCCCAGUUAGAGGAGUUUUACUCCGACCCCCAUGCUGUAGCUGGAGCUCUGAAGUCCUACCUCAGAGAGCUGCCUGAACCCCUUAUGACCUUCGCACUGUAUGAUGAGUGGACACAAGCCUCCAAUGUGUCUGACCCAGACAGGAGACUUCAGGCUUUGUGGGUGGCAUGUGACGGUUUGCCAAAGAACCACAAGGCCAACUUUAGGUAUCUGGUAAAAUUCCUAUCCAAGCUGGCCCAGGACAGUGAGGUGAAUAAGAUGACUCCCAGUAACAUCGCCAUAGUGCUGGGACCCAACCUGCUCUGGUCCAAGACUGAGGGGACUCUGGCAGAGAUGGCUGCUGCUACCUCGGUCCAUGUGGUGGCCAUCAUAGAACCUAUCAUCCAACACGCUGACUGGUUCUUCCCAGAUGACGUGGACUUUAACGUGUCGGGCAUGUUCGUGGCCAUGACCCCUGAACCUGACCCAGGCCCUUUCGAGAGGCGACGCCCCGGAAGCCUGGUGGACGGGGACACUCCCCGCAAAGACAGCCCUGCUCCUAACAAACUGGGUGACCCCACCCCCACCCCACGUAGAGCUGCCACUCUAAAUAGAAAACAGCACCAUCAUGCCUCUUCGCCCGCCUUCCAGCCCCCUCUACCACCGCCAGAGGCUGGAGGCGUCCCCCAGACCCAGGAGCAAACUCUGUGUGGGAGUACGGAGGCUGGCCAGCCUGGCCUGGCUGGGGGUGGUGGUGGUGGUGGUGGUAGUGGGGGUCAAGGUCAGGGUGGGGCACCAGAGGUCCAGGUGGCCACAGGGCAGCAGCCUCUGCCUCUUACCCAGCACAGCGCUGAGGAGAGCAGCCCUGGCCAUGACCCCACCUCCACCCCCCCUCCCCUGAGGAACGGGGGCUCCCAGCUCACCGUGGGGACGCCCCACUCCCAGGCAGGAUGCAGGGGUCCCAGCCCCCACAUUGGACGCAGAGGUACUAAGAAGCAAGCCCCUGCCCCACCCAAACAGGCCAACCCCUUUGUAGCUAAUGUCUCCACCCUUGGCCACAGUCCCGCGUCUAACAACCCCUACCCCCUCAUCGCUCCACGACGCCACUCUGGUAAAGAAACCCCCAUCCACGCCCCCAGCCACCCGCCCCCACAGCCCCCACAAGCCCCCCAGUCUCAGGGGGAGUCAGACCCCUCUCCGCCCCACACCCCCACACCCCCUAGCACCCCUCCUCACGAUGGUCCAACCUCCACCCCCUUCACCCCUCUAUCCUCCUUCCACUCUGGCUCCCUCCCUCGCCCCACCAGGCCGGCUCCGAAGCCACGCUCCCGACCUACAGUUCCGCCGCCGCGUCAGCCGCCCACCAAUGACGACAGCAACGGGACCUGCGGCUCCGCCUCCAAGGUCAUCACCGAUGCCAGCCUGAACUUGAAGGGGAUUGGCCGAGCCCUUAUCCCUGAAAUUACGGUGGGCAUACAAGGGGAGAGCUCUGCUGGUCAUGAGCCCGCCCCCUCUCCAACCCCACCCUCGGACCCUGAGAUCCAAUCAGAGAGCACCAGUCUGUGAAAGCGGGAGGGAUCACUCCAACUGACAUCACCAAAAAAACAUUCUGCCUCUGCCCAAUUGGUCAAUAUGCUAGCCAUUCGUCCAAUCGCCGUAGUCAGAGUCAGCUCUGAGCCUCUACAGACUGGACCAUACAAACUCCCUGUGCUCCAUCAAUCCAGUGAGCAAUAAUGUCUGCAACAAACAAUCCCUAGCCAACAUGACUCUCUACAACAAUACAGGGACUAGACAACCUUCUCUAGCUCCAAAAUCCAAACUCAGCACUGUUGGCACCCACCCAACACCAACACCCUUCCAUAAACCAUCAACCCUGAACAGUAUUGGAACUGGAGCACAGGAUCACCCCAUGUUCAUUGAACCUUCAACCUGCUAAACAUGAUAUAUAUAUAUAUAUAUAUAACCACUGAACUCCAAUGCUGGCGAAGCUGUAAUGUUAUGACCCAGUACCUGGAAGCAUCUGAUGCAAAUCUGAAUAUACUGUUUCAUCGUUGAUCUUUGGAUCCAUUGUAGAAUGCUGACAUUGAAUUGGGGCUGGGUGGGAGGCUAAGCUUGUAAACCUAAAAGCUCAGAACUAGUAUGUUUGUAUUAUGCAGCUUUCCUCCCUGUGGUACAUUGUAUGGUGGUUGUAGGAAUGUUUUUUUGAAUGGAAAUUGCUCAUUUGUAUACAUGUCCUCAAUGCAUUACCUAAGUUUGUCUACAAAACUGCAAAUUUGCCCCAUUUGAGAAAUUUCUUUAAUGGUUUUUAAUGGGCCAAAUAAUACAAAUAUAAUGCAGAAAGUGCUAUUGAUGAGCAAAUAUACAUGGUGAGCCCAAAGAAUCCUAUAAAGUGCCCUACUUGAUUUGAUGAGAGCUCAAGGACCAAAGAUGCUAGUUGAUUAAUAACUACAUUUGGUGAGUGUGCUGCUUUGUGUUUCUAAUAUAAAUGUUUUAAUAAAUAGUUGCCAAGGACCAAAAAAGUAUCAGUGAGGAGUGCAAUUGAAGUAACUGGAUUCGUUUCAUAGUGUGCCUUCUCCACUCCCAAUAUUCACCCUGUUUUAUUCGUUUCAUAGUGUUCCUUCUCCACUCCCAAUAUUCACCCUGUUUCAUUUGUUUCAUAGUGUGCCUUCUCCACUCCCAAUAUUCACCCUGUUUCAUUCGUUUCAUAGUGUUCCUUCUCCACUCCCAAUAUUCACCCUGUUUCAUUUGUUUCAUAGUGUGCCUUCUCCACUCCCAAUAUUCACCCUGUUUCAUUCGUUGCAUAGUGUGCCUUCUCCACUCCCAAUAUUCACCCUGUUUCAUUCGUUGUUUUUAACCUGUCUUACCUCAAUAUACUAUAGGACCGAGUUUUAUUCGACCCCAAUCAAACCAUGUGAUACAUUGUUAUUGACAGAGCUGAAUUCAAACAAAAUAGUCACCCCUGCCAAAAAUGUGUAUACCAGUCACAGAUUUCCCCUUUAAAAGAAAAGUGAUGGAUUGGACAUUUCCUGCCACAGAUUUUUUAUUUGAGAAGUUAUUUGUUUUGAUAUCCGUUUUGAUUUAAUUUAGCUCAGGAAAUGGACAAGCAACAACCCAACAGAACAAUAUCCCAGGUUUUAUUUUAUGAUUACUAUUCAAAUUAAGGAUAUUAUGUUGACAAUCUUUAGUGGGUAACUUGGCUUGUCACUAUGCUUUCGAUUAUUGCCUUUUGUUUCACUACAUUGCACGUUUUGAAUGUGAUUUGCGUAGCUUUUUUUUCUGCCCGUGUCUUUUCAACCUGAACAAAGAUUAUCGAUAAUGAGUGAAUGGAUCCGCCACUGUUUGUUCAUAUUAAAGGAAAAUAGUUUUGGGUAUUAUUACUCCAAAUAAAGAAAACAAAACAUGACUUAAAA
Molecule: messenger RNA, 4692 nt
Organism: Salvelinus fontinalis (brook trout)
Lineage: Eukaryota; Metazoa; Chordata; Actinopteri; Salmoniformes; Salmonidae
Product: rho GTPase-activating protein 17-like
Exons: 20
Coding region: 374-2848 (824 amino acids)
Biological process (GO): signal transduction; regulation of actin cytoskeleton organization; positive regulation of GTPase activity
Cellular component (GO): cytosol; cytoplasm; intracellular anatomical structure
Molecular function (GO): protein binding; GTPase activator activity
Source: RefSeq, a predicted model, not a curated record